Molecule: messenger RNA, 605 nt
Organism: Rhizophagus irregularis DAOM 181602=DAOM 197198
Lineage: Eukaryota; Fungi; Glomeromycota; Glomeromycetes; Glomerales; Glomeraceae
Source: RefSeq, a predicted model, not a curated record
AGAGAAAAAAAGGCUGUCCCUCAUAAGCAACGAAGAAGGGCGCGACCAAAGAAAGUUAAGACCCUUCGAUCAGGAUGAAAGCUUUCCAAUAUUGUAUUUCACUUUUUUUGAUCGAAAGAUAUUCUAACCGUAUAUAAAUGUAUACAGUUAAUUUGCUAGAACAACUUCCGCCUGAACUAAUACCAUCCAUUUCAAAGUACCUCCCAGAACGGGAUCUAAAAAAUGCCCGCAAUAUAAAUAAUAUAUGGGAAAGAGAGGUUAAUCUUGAAUGGUCCAAAAGAAUGAAUUUUUUAUUUGGGAGAAUAGUUCAAGGCAAUUAUACAGUAAAGGAAUAUUAUUCGAAACUGAAAGAGUGUAAUUUAAGCAAAGACUAUCCAGAAUGGCUUUUUAAAAAUCUAUUCUUCAGAGAAUUAUCACCUGAAGAUAUAUUAAAAGUUCGUUUGGAUGGGUUACAAGCACUUGCAUUAGAUGACAUAGUGGAAAGGCUUAGUCCGGAGCAGUAAUUUACCAGCGAACUAGGCUUGGCUAAUUUUAUUUUUUCGUUUAAAGAUACAACAUAUAACAUGCACUAUGUAUGGCGCAAUCAAGCAUCUUUUAUUUACCAG